CCCCUCUCUCGUUCCCGCCCUCUCGUUCCUAGACGCGCUCUGCCCAGGCGCUGCUCUCUGCUCCCGCUCCAGCCUCGCUUUCCCGCAGUCGUCUCUCCCGCUCCCGCUCGCUUGUCCGCUCAUCGCCUCGACGCCCUUCGCGACUCUGACUCAUCGUGACGCCUCUGCCGCUCUCGCCUCGCCUGCUCCACCGCACAGCUCUGCACCGACACCCGGCGGCGGGACGCCCUGGCUCCGCAUCCUGCCGUCCUGAAAGAUCUGCAUCGCAAGCAUUCAUCGUCUCCUGGCCCCCGUGUCAUCUCACAUCAUGCUUCCGUCGCCACACCUUGCGCACUGCUCCUGGCCGCCAUGGGGCGCCGAGGACUGGACGCCAUGCUUCCGGCACGAAGUGCUUGAUGGCUUCCUGCCCCUCCUCGCCCUUGCCCUCUCCGCCGCGCUGCUCGUGACGCAUCAGCUGCGGUCGUCUCGGCGGAGCCAGCGCUCCGCCGGCGCCGUAGCCGGGCUCGAUCCUCAGGCCUCUUCCUUCACCGUUCGCUCUCGGGCUGCCUCUGUGCCACCGCCAGUGCGACGCUCGCUGCCAGUGCGUGCGCUGCAGACGCUCCUGCCUUGGAACUCGCAGCGCCUGCUCCCGCGGCGCGCGGCCCGCACGACAGCGCCGCCGCCCGCGUCGACUUUGACGCAGGCGCAGCUGCUCGUCUGGCGCACCGAGAACCAGGUCAUCGUCAACGAGGUGCACCGCACGCCCCUCAUCGCUGCCACGCCUGAGCAGGCUGCCAGUGACCGUCGCGCCGAGAUCGCCAAGCGCGCGGUGGAGUGCGCCGGCAGCAUCGUCAUGGUCGGCCUGCACGCGGCUGACGUGCACGACAAGGGCUGGGCAUGGACAGUGCUCUGGGCAUACAUCGCAAUCAUCUCGAUGGCUUCCCUCACCACGAAGCGCUCGCUCUUCCUGCACAAGGGACUUCUGAUCCUCGUCGCCUUUCUCGUGUCGCUGUCCGAGCUCCGGUCGGUUGUGCUCGCACGGCAGGCGUGGAGACUGGCGGCAGUACAGUGCGGACUGAGCCUCUUCUUGGCCCUGCCGACUCUUUUCGCACCGAUGCACACACGGCUGCCGCUGCGCCUGCGUGCGAUCCACGCGUCGAUGCGGCCGCGCGACAUCUUUGCCGAGGCCGGCACCGCUAUCCCGAGCCCGCGUCUCGAAGCGCACGACGCGGCCUUCGCCGUGCCAGACGAGUCUCUGGGCGAGGCAGUGCACGCUGCUCCUCAUCCCUCCAUCUCUCACAGCGCGGGCGGGCCGGAGUUCUCCAACGCCACGCCCGCGCUGGAGCCGGCAAACGUCGCCAGCAUUGGCACGAAGGUGCCGCUCAUCCCAUCGCCAGAGGUGCGCGCCAGUCUCUACUCCCGCGCCGCCUUCGGCUUCGUCACGCCGGCGAUUCGGCGGCAUUACCGCGAGCAAUUCACGCUGGCGACCGUGCCGGACCUGGCGCCUGCCGAUCAUGCCGCCUCCGUCGUGGCCGGCUUCCGUGCCGGCAGCUCGAAGGGUGUGGUGCACGAGGCCGAAGGCGUCGUCGAGGAGCUCGCGCCUGGCGAGGGAGCACUGCAUUGGCGUCUCAUUCGGCACUUCCUGCCCCUCAUCAUCAGUCAGCAGAUCUUCGCCGCCAUUGGCGCAUUCGCCGUCAUGACUCCGCCUAUCGGCCUGCGUCUGAUUCUUGGCUUCGUUGCGGACCGCGAUCGCAAGCGUGCCGAGGGCGAGGAGGGCGGCCUGAGCUACCACAUGGCUGUGCUCUAUGUGCUGGCAAUGGCUGUGGGCCAGCUCGUGGCGUCCGUGAUGCAGUCGCAGGCACUCUUUGUCGGCCGGCGCAUCUGCAUCCGUCUGCGCGCAAUCCUCAUCUUUGAGAUUGUCAACAAGUCGCUGCGGCGCAAGGACACGGGCUCCAGCUCGCGCAAGGCCGCCGGGCAGGAUGACGAUGACGCGCUGCCGAGCGGUGCCGACAAGAGCGACAAGCCGGCUGUGGACGGCGCCGGCGCUGCAGAGUCUCGCGCCUCCGACGGCGAGGUGACGAACCUCGUCUCCGUCGACGUCUUCAAGGUGUCGGAGAUCGGCGCGUACCUGCACUUUCUCUUCCCGCAGAGCCCCAUCGAGGUGGGCUUCGCCAUGUACCUGCUCGUGCGGCUGCUCGGCUCGAGUGCCGUAGCCGGCUUUGCCGUGCUGCUCUUCAGCGUGCCGCUGCAGACGCUGACCGCGAGCCUCUUCGUGCGUGUGCAAAAGGCGCUGCUCGAGGCGACGGACAAGCGCCUCAACCUGACGACCGAGGUGCUGAACUGCAUCAAGACCGUCAAGUUCUUCGCCUGGGAGCGCGCCUUCGAGCGGCGCCUCAACGAGACGCGCGACGCCGAGAUGCGCGUGCUGCGGCGGCGCGCCAUUGCCUGGAUCAUCAACGCAAUCUCCUUCUUCGGCACACCGAUGAUCGUCACGCUCGUCACGUUUGCGGUGCACACCAAGGUGCUGAACCGCCCGCUGCCCGCCGAGACGGCCUUUACCGCUCUGGCGCUGUUCAACGCGCUGCGCAACCCGCUCGACACGCUGCCAGAUAUGGUCGUCAACAUCCUCAGCUCGCUCGUGUCGCUGCGCCGCAUCGACGCGUUUCUGCGCGAAGAGGAGACGCACAAGUAUGAGCAGCUGCUGCGGCCCGAGGACGAGGACGAGGACAGCGAGCUCGAGAGCGAGAGCGAGGGCACGCAGGUCGAGAGCGUGCACGUCGGCUUCAAGGACGCGCGCUUCACGUACUCGGACGACAACGACGAGAUCGAGGCUGGCUCGGCCUUCACGCUUGAGCUCGACGUGCGAUUCCCGCCGGGCGAGCUGAGCAUUAUCUGCGGGCCCGUCGGCUCGGGCAAGACCACCACGCUGCUUGCGCUGCUCGGUGAGGCGCGCCAGCUCAGCGGGCGCACGUACUGUCCCUGCCCCGUGGCGCGUGCGCUCGUGGACGUCGACGUCCGCACCGGGCUCAGCGAGACAGUGGCGUACUGUCCGCAGUCGCCGUGGCUGAUCGGCGCCACCGUGCGCGAGAACAUCACGUUUGGCAGCAGCUUUGACGACGCGCGGUAUCGUGCGGUCAUUCGCGCGUGUGCCCUCGAGCCCGAUCUCAAGGUGCUGGAGUACAGCGACCAGACCGAAGUCGGCGAGCGCGGCACGGCACUCUCGGGCGGACAGAAGGCCCGCAUUGCGCUUGCGCGGGCACUCUACUCCCACGCGCGCUACCUCCUCAUUGACGAUGCGCUCAGCGCCGUCGACGCGCACACGGCCAAGCACCUCUACAAGAACUGUCUCAAGGGUCCUCUGAUGGCCGGCCGCACCGUGAUCCUCGUGACGCAUGCCGUCGCACUCUGCCUGCCCGGCGCCGCCUUCGUGGUGGCACUCAACGACGGCAGCGUGGUGGCGUCUGGCACGGCUGCCGAGGUGCGCGCCUCGGGCGUGCUGGACGACGACAUUGCGCCAGGCAAGGAGACAGCAGAAGAGCGGCACGAAGGCACGGAAGAAGAGCCCACGAUCGAGGUACUCGACGAGGGCGCCCGUGCAGUUGAGCAGGCCGAGAUGCUCAAGAAGCAGGAGAAGAAGGCGCAGCAUCUCAACGAGGAGACGUACGGCAAGGGCGCAGUCGGCUUUGCGCCGUACGGCCUGUACCUGCGUAGCUUUGCCGACUCGUGGUGGGGCCUGAUGCUGUUCUGGUCUGCCACGCUCGCCGUGUUCGUCGGAGUGCGCGCCGCAGACGUCGGUGGCGCCGCAUGGCUGCGCCGCUGGGCUAUGCUCUUUGCGCAGCAGAGCGGCGAGCGCGCGCAUCUCGACAUCGCAUCCGCGCCGCACGCAAGCGUCGGGCACUGGCAUGGUGGGGCCUCGCUCUCGACGCCGCUGCUCGUUGGGCCGCUGCAGACGUGGUUCAGCAGCGCACCCCAGGCGUCCGCUGCGCCUCCGCAGCUCAUCUUUGGCGUCGAUUCGGCUCCCGAGCUUCCGAGUGGCGAUCUGACGGCGUACUACCUCUCCGUCUACGCCGUGCUCAUCCUCGGCUUCAUCUUCUUCUCGAUGCUGCGCGACGGAAUCAGCGAGUUCGGCGCGCUGGCCGCCUCGCGCCGCCUAUACCGUCGCAUGAUGGGCUCCAUCCUGCUCGCGCCGCCGCUCUGGUUCGACCGCACGCCCGUCGGACGCAUCAUGAACCGUCUGAGCAAGGACAUCGAGACGAUCGACCAGGAGGUCGCGCCCACGCUCAUCUUCUUCGUCGACGUCAUGCUGCAGAGCGUCGUGAUCCUGCUUGUGGCAUGCUACGCGGUGCCGGCCUUCAUCGGCGCAUCGGUGCUUGUCAUCGCAGCGGCGUACCUCAUCGGCUCGCUGUACAUUGUCUCUUCGCGCGACCUCAAGCGUCUCGAGUCGGUCAGCCGCUCGCCCAUCUUCACAGCCGUGGGUGAGGUGCUCAACGGUGCCGUAGUCAUCCGCGCCUUCGGCGACGCGAGCCGCUUCACGCGGCACUGCCUGCGCCUCAUCGACAAGACGAACCGGCCCUUCUUCUUCCUGUGGUACUGCAACCGCUGGCUCUCGAUUCGCGUGGACUCGCUGGCCACGGUGGUGACUAUGGCGAUGGCUCUCUUCCUCGUGCUGAGCCCGCAAGUGGACGCUCCGCUCGCCGGCUUCACGCUCAGCUUCACGAUCCAGCUCGUCGAGGCGGUGCUGUGGGUGCUGCGCAUGUACACGGCCGCCGAGAUCCAGGCCAACAGCGUGGAGCGCAUCGACGAAUACCUCAAGAUCACGCCGGAGCGCCAGGGCGGCGUCGAGCCGCCAGCUGCGUGGCCGACGGACUCGGGCUCGAUCGUGGUGAACAACCUCUGCGUGCGCUACUCGCCUGAGCUCAGCCGCGUGCUCGACGGCGUCAGCUUCGAGGUCAAGGCAGGGCAGAAGAUCGGCAUCGUCGGCCGCACCGGCAGCGGCAAGAGCACGCUCGCGCUGGCCUUCUUCCGCUUCCUCGAGGCCGAGGAGGGCAGCAUCAGCAUCGACGGCAUCGACAUCAGCUCAGUGCCGCUGGCAACGCUGCGCGAUCGCCUCACGGUGAUCCCGCAGGACGCACAGCUCUUUUCUGGCACGGUGCGCUCGAACCUGGACCCCUUCGACCGCUGCGAGGACGGCGAGCUGUGGGCCGUGCUCGAGCGCUGCCAGCUCGUCUCCUCGUCGCAGUCACGCGCGGUGAGCCGAGCGCCGAGUCGCUCUGCCUCGCCCACGCCCGGCGACGACGACUCGCCUGCCUCGACGGUCAUCACCAGCCUGGACAUGGAGAUCAUGCAGGGCGGCAAGAAUCUGUCCGCCGGCCAGCGGCAGCUGCUUGCGCUGGCCCGAGGACUGCUCAAGCUGCGCCAGUCGCCCAUCCUGCUGCUCGACGAGAGCACGGCGAGCCUGGACGCUGCCGCCGACGCGGCGAUUCAGCGCACGAUUCGCGCCGAGGCGGCGGGCCGGCGCCUGACGAUCCUGGUGAUUGCACAUCGCCUCAAGACCAUCGUCGACCACGACCGUGUGCUUGUGCUCGACAAGGGCAAGGUGCUGCAGUUCGGCUCGCCUGCCGAGCUGAUCCGCACCGAGGGCGCCUUCAGAGAGCUGUGCGAGCGCAGCGGCGAGUACGACUUGCUCGAGGAGAUGGCGCUUAAGGCUGAGCGCAUGGCGCAGUGAGGUGCACCGGACAAUAGACUUCUCCAGCACUACCGAGUCGAGCUGUGAGCAGGCGCUCGUACAGAUGGAGGGUGAUUUGCACGCAUGCGUAGGAAGCAGGCCGGCGAGGCAGCAACGGAAGCGCUCGCCCUCAAGUCUGAGCGUUGCGGCGCCUCUGGCAUUGCGCUUCUAUGCUACCAUCAGCUCGGCGAGUCGGCACGACCGCCGACGGCGGAGCCAGCAGCAUGAGCUGGCGCCGGCGCCUGCUGCGCACAGUGGAAGCCGUGGCUCCGUCAUCGAUGCCUGCUAUAUCGUGUCUGGCCGUCGCUUCCGACGCUCGCGACACCUCUCACACGCACGAGCCCGAGCGCAGCCGUUGCAUUCGAUUGCGCUGCUGCGCAAGCCUGCAGCUGCCCUCAUGCACGGACCCAGCGGGCCUCCACCUCCAUGACGCUGA
Messenger RNA from Tilletiopsis washingtonensis, 6140 nucleotides. RefSeq lists its product as hypothetical. The record is from RefSeq and is a predicted model, not a curated record. Lineage: Eukaryota; Fungi; Basidiomycota; Exobasidiomycetes; Entylomatales. Gene Ontology annotation, cellular component: fungal-type vacuole membrane; fungal-type vacuole. Gene Ontology annotation, molecular function: ATP binding; ABC-type peptide transporter activity; ATP hydrolysis activity. The transcript has 4 exons. Bases 308 to 5704 code for a protein of 1798 amino acids. Gene Ontology annotation, biological process: transmembrane transport.